UCAAUAGUCGUGAAAUUUUUGUUUAAUUAAUAAAAAAUGGCGCCAAAGAAGAAAACGAACAAAAAGCCGAUUGAAAUAAAACAAACGCUACGUAAUGAAAGGAAAACAAAUUUCAAUAUUUGCAAAGUGAUAACGAUAGGGGGGGCAGUUGUUAUAGCGAUGUUGUUCUACAAAUUUUAUAGUUCAUUUUUGGCAACACCCGAUCUACCAGAAUUUGACUUGAAUGUCUGGUGGGGACGAAAUACUAGUGAAAGACAUGAUACAUCUAUACGGCCUUACCGGAUUUUAUUCAGCGAUUCUAUGCAAGAAAAUUUGAGAAGAAAAAUGGAAGCGUACCGUAGAGCAACACGAGUUAAGAGCUUAGAAGAUUCUUCGAAAUACGGUAUAAAUUAUGACGUACUUGGACAGAUAUUCGCUCAUUGGCAGUUUAAGUACAAGUAUGGGUCGCGUGUCAAAUACUUGAACCAGUAUAACCACUACAUAACGAACGUCCAAGGUUUGGAUAUACAUUUCAUGCGUAUAAAACCAAAAAAUACGGAAAAUCUCAAGGUUGUACCUUUACUGCUCAUUCAUGGAUGGCCCAGUUCUGUGAGGGAUUUCUAUGGCAUCAUACCUUUACUUACAUCAGCUAAGCAGGAAUACAAUUUUGUGUUUGAGGUGAUCGCCCCAAGUUUACCAGGAUUUGCUUUCUCUCAAGCACCAGCUAGACCUGGAUUAACAACAUACCAAAUGGCCAUUGUAUUAAGAAACCUAAUGGCAAGGAUUGGUCAUAAGCAGUUCUACGUACAUGGAGGCGAUAUUGGUCAUGCUAUUGGCUCACAUAUGGCCACACUAUUUCCAAAUCAAGUACUUGGUUUUCAUUCAAGUACUCCAGUCAAUCCGUCAAAGUUGGCGCAUUUAACUCUGAUGUUGGGAGAAAUUUGUCCAAAAUGUGUAGCAAACGAUUUAGUUGAUAAAAUAUAUCCUUACACGGAUAAACUACAGUUUUAUUUAGAGGAAUCAGGGUAUUUACAUUUGCAGAGCACUAAGCCGGAUACUGUGGGUAUAGCUCUCCAAGAUUCUCCAUUAGGGCUAGCCUCGUAUAUAAUUGAAAAGUAUUUGCUUUUCACUGACCCAGCAAAUAAGUACACACACGAUGGUGGUCUUGGUGCAUUCAAUGUAACCGAUUUGAUGGAUAACGUGCUCGUGUAUUGGAGUACUGGAAGUAUCACCACAUCGCUCAGAUUGUAUAAGGAAAGUAUUCUCAACUAUGAAAUGGAAGAAACUCUUUCGAGAAUCCCAACAUCUGUUCCCACUUGGGGUCUCCGAACUAAAUACGACUUGAUUCAGCAACCCGACUUUAUCUUGCGUUGGAAAUACCCCAAUUUAGUCCGUACUACCAAUUUAGAUGUAGGAGGUCACUUUGCUGCCUUCGAGAAGCCCAUUGAAGUUUCUAGUGAUAUUUUUGAGGCUGUUAAAGUUUUUUCGUCUAUGAAAAAGUGAUGAGUUGAAUACGAUUUUUUAUGAAAUAUAAAAAUGUUUGAAAAUGUUUAUUUUUU
Messenger RNA from Vanessa tameamea, 1538 nucleotides. It is a transcript of the gene Jheh-lp4, whose product is annotated as juvenile hormone epoxide hydrolase-like. Bases 37 to 1482 code for a protein of 481 amino acids. NCBI's taxonomy places the organism in Eukaryota, Metazoa, Arthropoda, Insecta, Lepidoptera, Nymphalidae. The transcript is spliced from 7 exons. Gene Ontology annotation, biological process: epoxide metabolic process. The record is from RefSeq and is a predicted model, not a curated record. Gene Ontology annotation, molecular function: epoxide hydrolase activity.